Molecule: messenger RNA, 273 nt
Organism: Phialemonium atrogriseum
Lineage: Eukaryota; Fungi; Ascomycota; Sordariomycetes; Cephalothecales; Cephalothecaceae
Exons: 3
Coding region: 1-273 (90 amino acids)
Source: RefSeq, a predicted model, not a curated record
AUGGCGCCCAACAGGGAUGAGGACAAAGGGGGUUAUGAUGGCUACAUCCCCGACUUUGCCACUCUAACAGCGCAUGACGAGAACGAGCUAGAGGCUCUUAAGCUGGUUCGAGAGUACACCAACAUUCCUGUACCACAGCUCCUGCACCAAGGAAGAGGGUUCAACGUCUUUGAACGCAUCUACGGGGUGAUGGUCAACGAGAAGCCGAUCUGGGACCGCGUGAGCCCGCGCCAACGGGAAGCGAUCCGGCUCCAGGUCCAGGGGUACAUCUAG